AUGUUGGUUUCCUACCUGCUGAAAGACAGGCUUAAGUUGUCACCCUCAGCAUCUCAAUUCGUGUCUUCAGUAGCAUUUUUCCCAUGGAGCAUAAAGCCAUUAUAUGGCAUGUACACUAUAUGCAGUAUCUUGUCUGAUUGUGUCCCAAUCAAAGGAAGAAGGAGGAUACCAUAUCUGAUGAUAGCAACAGUCCUCUCUCUCUUUCCAUGGCUCAUUUUGGGUCAAGAUUCAUGCAUAAGAAGCUCCAGGGUGCCCCUCAUGGUAUUUUUAACCGUGCAAAACCUAGGGUCUGCCAUGGCUGAUGUUGUGGUGGAUGCUAUGAUUGCUGAAGCAGUAAGAUUUGAACGGGCCUCAUUUGCUGGUGAUCUCCAGUCAAUUUCCUGGAUGACAAUGGCUUUGGGAGGGAUCUUUGGGAGUUUACUUGGAGGAUAUGCAUUGGCUAACUUAAAGAUAGAAAACAUUUUUCUUCUGUUUGCUGUUUUACCAUCUGUACAGUUACUUUCAUGCAUUUUGGUCAAAGAGAAUGUUGUAGGCAGUAGGGAUUUGCACGAGUAUCCUACUUCAAAUGAUUCCGAUGGCGCAAAUGGAAACAUCACUGAUCUAGAUUCAGACAGCUACUCAGAUAAGAAGUCCAAAACUAGCACUUCUAGGAGAAAGAAGAAUAAAAAAGGCAGACAAAAAAGAUCAAACGUCAGUGAGAAAUUUCAGAAUCAAGAAAAACAUGGCUCAUUGGUUUCUCAGUGGUUUGGUUCUCUGAAAAUGGCUACUUAUAGUCUUGCACGUGCAUUCAGACAACCUAUUAUCAUCAGGUUUAUGCCAUUUAUGAUUUUAUCAGGACAGCUUUGCCCUCCUGGGAUUGAAGGCACGCUAUUUGCCCUCUUCAUGUCGAUAAACAAUUUUGGGUCCACGUUGGGAUCAUUUGUAGGGGCUGGAUUGGCCUCGGCCCUAAACAUCUCUUCAGAGCGGCAUGGAGGCGGAGGAUCUUCACGAAUGGACCCCAUUUAG
This is a messenger RNA of Thlaspi arvense, 1005 nucleotides long. Lineage: Eukaryota; Viridiplantae; Streptophyta; Magnoliopsida; Brassicales; Brassicaceae. The record is from the annotation of a GenBank genome assembly.